CAAACUCAAGCGCUGCCUUUGAUAUACGUGGAGCCGCCCGCUGUCUCCUGUGGGUCUGUUCUGCGAGUCUGCUUGUGUACAGUCAUCGUCAGUCCGAGAUAGCGGACAGUCAGGAAGCCAGCGGUAAUGAAAGUGAGCCGAAAACACCCGAGAUAACGUUAGCUCGCAAGAAACCGAUCCGACACCAUGUCCUUUACUAAGGGGAUUAUCACAAGCUGCCUUGUGUUGGCCAGUGUGAUGUUCUGUGCCAAUGCAGUUCCAAUAAGUAUAGACAAAACAAAGGUAAAGCCCCUAGAGGAAACCGUCAAGGAUCCACCCCAGAGUGUGGACACUGGACUGCACUAUGACCGUUAUCUCAGAGAAGUUAUCGAUUUCCUUGAGAAAGAUCAACAUUUUCGGGAAAAGCUCCACAACACAGACAUGGAGGAUAUAAAGCAAGGGAAGUUGGCUAAAGAGCUUGACUUUGUGAGCCACCAUGUGAGAACCAAGCUGGAUGAACUGAAGAGGCAAGAGGUCAGCCGUUUGAGAACCCUCAUCAAAGCCAAGCAGGACAUUGAAGGAGGAACUGAUUUUGCUGUAGAUCACCAGGCCUUACUCAAACAGUUUGAAUAUCUAAACCACAUGAACCCUCACACCUUUGAGGUCGAGGAUCUGGACAGGCUAAUCAAAUCGGCUACAAACGAUCUGGAGAACUUUGACAAGGAACGACAUGAAGAAUUCAAGCGGUACGAGAUGAUGAAAGAGCAUGAGAGACGGGAACACCUGAAGACGCUCGACGAGGAGGGCAGGAAGAAAGAAGAGGAACACUAUGAGGAGAUGAAGAAGAAGCACGCUGAUCACCCCAAAGUCAACCAUCCAGGAAGCAAGGAUCAACUGAAAGAAGUUUGGGAGGAGGCUGACGGCCUUGACCCUGAAGAUUUCGACCCCAAAACAUUCUUUAACCUGCAUGACACAAAUGGAGAUGGCUUCUUAGAUGAACAAGAGUUGGAAGCCCUUUUCACUAAAGAGCUUGAGAAGAUCUACGAUCCAACUAAUGAAGAAGACGACAUGCUGGAAAUGGAAGAGGAGAGGCUGAGAAUGAGAGAACAUGUCAUGAAUGAGGUCGACUCUAAUAAAGACAGACUGGUCUCCUUAGAUGAGUUCCUGGUUGCCACAAGAAAAAAGGAAUUUCUUGAACCAGACAGCUGGGAAACGCUAGAGCAGAACCAGGCAUAUACGGAGGAGGAAAUGAGAGAGUUUGAGGAGCAGUUGGUGAGACAAGAGCAAGAUUUGAACCAGAAAGCAGCUGACCUUCAGAAACAGAAAGAUGAGCUGGAGAGACAGCAGGAUCAGCUCAAUUCCCAGAAGAUUGAACUGCAGCAGGCUGUGGAACAUAUGGAACGAUUGAAAACACAGAACGAACCACCUGACAUGCAUGAAACAGUUGAAGGAAAUGCCUUUCCUGAGAUGAUAGGACAUAACCAGCCCCCUGAACACCAGCCUCUGCCUCCAGGACAUCAAGACGUCCCUCCAGAACAAAACAAUAUACCCCUGAAUCAACAGGAUCUAGGACAAGCACAUCCCAAUAUCCCUCAAAACAACCAGCCAAUGCCUCCAGGACACAACAACCUGCCCCAAGAUUCUCCACAGGUGCUCCUCGAUCAUAAUAAUGUGCCAUAAGACCGUCAUAUGGCUUUUAACAGCUGUGUGUGAAAGACCUGGCCUAACCUGACCAGGCUAACAGAGACUUCAACAAACAGUACCUCCGGCCCAGGACGAGUCAAUAAUUUCCUGCGCUCAUGUGUGUGGGAAAUGGCUGGCUUCAUAAACAUAAUGCAGUCGUAGUUAAUGCAGACUUUUCAAUUUGAUAUAAGUUAUAUAAAUUUGAUAUCUAUUUUAAGCAUUGUUUUUCCAGUUAUUGAGGAUGUUUUAUUUUCCAACAUGAUGGAAUUUGAUGUGUGUGUGUGUGUGUGUGUAAGCUUUUGUUUUGCACAUUUGUUUUUCAGUAGUUUAAAUGAUGUGAGGUGUCAGAAUAUUGUUGAACUGUUCUGGAAUUUUUUGGAUUCAUUUUUUUAAUUGAUUAGGGCUACUCUGAAAUGCAACAUAUGACCUAGGUUGGGAACGUGAGAAGCGACAUUUCAAUAAAACAUUUAUUUGAAAAAACUUGUUUUUGUGAACAAGGAGAGAAGUUUGCAUACUUUACAUUUUAGCAUAUUUGUAGCUGUUUUUAAAUAUAUGGCACAGUCUUCAGGAUGGAUCCUAUUGAUCUAACGGAGUAAAUAAAAUAACAUAUUUUUAAGAUCGUGCCUGAUUUUGCAUCAAGCAUUCAAAGUAUCUCAGAAAUAACAAAGGUUUUCUAUUUUAAAAUAAAGAAUAAACCCCUGUUCAA
Messenger RNA from Triplophysa dalaica, 2368 nucleotides. RefSeq names its product nucleobindin 2a (gene nucb2a). Bases 187 to 1659 code for a protein of 490 amino acids. The record is from RefSeq and is a predicted model, not a curated record. Gene Ontology annotation, molecular function: calcium ion binding. The transcript has 13 exons. Gene Ontology annotation, cellular component: extracellular exosome; endoplasmic reticulum-Golgi intermediate compartment. NCBI's taxonomy places the organism in Eukaryota, Metazoa, Chordata, Actinopteri, Cypriniformes, Nemacheilidae.